AUUUUCAGGUGGUUUGCUGUUCGGCAUAAUGGGGAAGAAGACAAUAAAGUAUGGCAGAGACCCAGUUGUGCUGUUGGCAGCCUUUGCGCAUCUAGCAGCAUUCUUCCUGAUAUUUCUCAACUUACCAAAUAAUUCUGCGUUUGGACCAACGUCUGACGAGGCUUACAUAACAAGCAGGAUGUGGUUGGCGUUGUUGUGCAGUUACUUGUUGGGUCUCGGAGAUGCAUGUUACAAUACUCAGCUUUACGCUAUUGUUGGGAGUCUCUAUUCAACUGACAGCGCCCCGGCCUUCGCGCUUUACAAAUUCGCACAAUCUGUCGCGGCUGCGAUUGCCUUUUUCUACAGCUCGCACGUCGGACUUCACGAUCAGUUACUGAUCCUGACGGUGUCUUGUCUGAUUGGCACAUUUACAUUCUGGUUGGUGAUCUGGAGGUACGAAGGAAGAACCAGAGGAUAUUCUGAAAUUCAGGCAGAGGGUCGUCUUCGUCGGGACUGA
Molecule: messenger RNA, 496 nt
Organism: Notodromas monacha
Lineage: Eukaryota; Metazoa; Arthropoda; Ostracoda; Podocopida; Cyprididae
Source: the annotation of a GenBank genome assembly